Molecule: messenger RNA, 2957 nt
Organism: Penaeus indicus
Lineage: Eukaryota; Metazoa; Arthropoda; Malacostraca; Decapoda; Penaeidae
Product: gigaxonin-like
Exons: 7
Coding region: 1-1584 (527 amino acids)
Molecular function (GO): protein binding
Source: RefSeq, a predicted model, not a curated record
AUGUUAGAAAUCACAUGUAAAACCUUUGAAGUCAUCCUUGAUUUCAUCUAUACUGGUCACAUUGUUCUAGACUUUGAAAAUAUCCAAGACAUAUUACAAGCCAGUGAUCUCCUACUAAUGACUGAGCUGAAAGAGCUGUGUGUCCAGUACCUGAUGAGUAUUAUUGAAGCAGAAAAUUGUCUGGGCAUACUUGAACUAGCUCAGAGAUUUUCAUGUCCAAGACUUGUAUGCUUUACUAAAGAUUUUAUUUGCCAGCAUUUUAAGUACAGGGAAGUUGUACGAACAGAAGAGUUUCGUAACCUGAGUGAGGAACGUUUAAAAGACCUCUUGUCACAAGAUGGACUUGCAGUUAAAUCAGAAUUAGAUAUUCUCACAGCUCUAGUGGUAUGGCUAAAUACCAACCAGCUGAAAUCACCUGAUGUGGAAUCCCUAGUGACAUGCUGCUUGCGAGAAUCUGCAGACUUAAAGUAUGAUCCUAAGUUUCAAAGGGCUUUACAAGAUCUGAGAGCUGCCACGCCACCAUGGGACUCCCCAGGAGCUAUGAUGGUGCUUGAUGCCCUGAAGAAGACCAGGAGAAUUAGAUCCAUCAGGGAAAGAGGCACCAAAACAGUCCUUGCAUGCGGGGAUGAUGAAGGUGGUAUAUAUUUGGUGGAUAUCCUGAGUUCAGGCAAAUAUUCCGGAUCCCAUGUUAAACUGCCGCCCAUGUGUAUCCCGAGAAUUAAACCAACACUUGUUGUGGAAGGUGGGUAUCUCUUUGCUCUUGGUGGAGGCAACAAGAGUGGAGAAGCUAAAAAUGAUGUACAGCGAUAUGACCCACUCUCCAAUAGCUGGACACUGAUGGCUCCAAUGCCAUUUGCAUGUUUUCUGCCUAUGGUUGUAUCUUAUGCAGGAAAGCUGUAUGUAACAGGUGGAUGUGAUAUUAAUGAGAGUGAACUACAAAUAACAAACUUUGAAGAAUUUGAUAUAUAUGCCAAUAAGUGGAGAUCACUUCCACCAAUUCCAAAUAUGAGGCAUGGAGCAGCUUUGGCAGUGAGCGAUGGAAAAAUAUACUUUAUUGGAGGUUCUCCUUGGAUUGAAUUACCAGAUGGAAGCCCAUAUUAUAGGGUGUUGGAUGCUGUGGAGAUUUUCUGCAUUAAAGAAGAGAUUUGGGUAGCUGGUCCUCAGCUGAAAGAAAGGAGAAGGCAGGCAGCAGCAGUUAAUCAUAAAGGAGAUAUUUACGUGAUUGGAGGCAUAAGACCACUGGAGUGCCCCAGUGCUCAGGGUCGCACCAAAGUAACAGGCACAGAAACGCUCUUCAAAGAGUCACAGAUGGGCUGGACCUCCAUGACUAAGCUCCAAAUCCCACUAGAAGCCAAAUAUAAAACUGUGGCUCUGGCAAAUAAUGAGCAUAUCAUUAUAAUUGGAAAAAAUGACAAUUUCACAUUUAUGCGUGAUAAUUGCUUCAUUAUGGUUGGCAGUGGCUGGGGACUAGUGCCAGGAGCUGAGAGCAUACUGACAUCUGGAACAAAGUAUUUUUGCAGUUAUGCUCUCUUGUCUCUUCCUUCUGCUGCCAUGCAUGAUUUAUACCCAGAGGAUAGUUUAUAGUUCUCCAUAAAAUCUCAAUAACUCAUAACCCUUAUAUUCUUGAGGUAACUCAAGUGUUUUUUGGACAUUGAGAAGAAAAGUACAUUUCUUAAUAGUGACACUAAUAUAUGUGUUUAGUGACCCCUUUGGUAAAAUUUCUAGAAAAAAAAUCUGGACCAUUACAGUAACAACCUGCCAUGAAUCAAGAGUAUGUUAAAUUAGUCUGUAGAUCAAAGUUAAUUUAGGAUUCACAAUCUUAUCAAAUAAGAUUUUCUGUGGGUGUGCAUGUGCGUGUAUGUGUGUUUGUGUGAGUGUGUGUAAGUGUGUGUCGGGGGGAUACAGGUCUGCAUGUCUGCAUGCAUACAAUAUUAAUGCUUGUGUGUUUUUUGUUUAUGCUUUAUGUGUGUGUGCUUCUGUAUUUGUCUAUAAUCUACUCAUUGUGUGAGAUCAAAGAUACUCAAGGUAGCUUCUAGCUUUUAUGAUAUUCAGAAUAUUAUAUGCAUAUACUUUAUUUCUAGAAACUUAUAUUAUGUGGAUUAUAUGCAUUUUCCUAUUUUAACACUCUCAAGCAUAAACUAGUCCCAGAGACCCAUCUACAGUGACUUUUUUGAGUUACCUCCUAGACUGCAUUAUCUGGCUGAGGUAGGAGAAAUACUUGUCUCUAGAAAACUGACAUAAAACUUUGGUCAGUAAAUUAAAAGAAUGGGCAUUAAUUUAAGCUGCAACUCAUUCACCAAAAACUCAAGAUUAUUGUUACCUUUACAGGAUUAAUACACCAUCCAUGUUACCUCAAGAAUGUAGAAAGACAUUUCAUAAAACUUACUGCAAUUUAAAAAAAGAAAACAGUGUAUGUUUUAUCUAUUGUUAGUCCCAAUCUUCUGCAUUCCAAACACUGAAAACAUUAUAGAGCUAUGUGAAGAUAUUCACAUAACACUUAUAACUGUAUCUUAUCUGCCUGUGACACUUUUGAUACUGUCAGUACAAAAGGUACAAGAUUCAAAGCAGAAAGUUCCUGAAGAUUGAAUGGGCAUAUGUAAGAGGAUUUAGAAGUGUAACUUUAAAUAUACAUCACUUUUACAGAUACCCAAAUUAUAUAUUUUUUUAGAAUAAAUAGUUUGAUGCAUCAUUUAUGUAGUGAGGAUGGAUUCUCUUAAUUUCAUGAUACAGUAUCAGACACUCCUUUUAUUUUACAUAAUCUCAAAAGACAGACUAGCAUUUUUCCCUUUUUCCUUUGCCUUAAGUCAAAAUUUAAUCCAGAAAAUAUUCAGUUAGGGUUCACCAAGGGGUGUACAGAAAAUGUGAAAGUGGUAUUGGUAAUUUGACAAUACUGAAAGGCUAACUUGUUCUUAAAAUAUCACCACAGUAAAAUGUGUCAAAAAAAAAACAAAAAAAAA